AUGGGGAAAAUUGAAAUUGACAUUGUCAGAAUCGCAGCAGAACUUAAAGAUGAAUUUAAAGCAAACUCGGAGGUGAUCUCAAAGCUGAAAGACUACGUUAAGAGCAAUCUGAAGGAGAAGUAUGGAGAGAAGAUUAGGCUGUGGCGUGAUAAGGGAAUGAAUCUAAUUAUGUAUGUCGACAAGAAGGAGGAAAAUCAAAUACUCAUGGAUAGAGCUUUGUAUAUAAACAACAGAGUGUAUGUGAGGCUAAGACCAGUGGUUGAAAAAGGUAGCAUUGAUCCUAGAUACUACAGAAUUAAAAUUAAUUUGGACUACAGAUUAUCGGCAGAACUGGCGAUCAUAGAACUAGAAAAGAAAUGAAGGAUAUGGGAAGUGGAAAUUGAGGCAGAUUUUGGAGUAGGCAAUGGAACCAUUGUAGCUUAUGUAUGAUUUGAUUCAAUGGAGGAAAUAUAUGCUCUGGGAAGUACCCUAGAAAUAAUGCGGACACGGUGCCACAUCUCGCACCGAUGGAGCUACACUUGCAAUGUGUGCAAGGGACGUGGGCACUUCGAAAAGGAUUGUCAGGAUGUGGAAGAUAUGAGACAGAUCAAGGAAAGAAUAGAUAGAGAAUCAGGCGCGAUAGAGAGGCAAAGAUUCACAAACACCCAAGUGUAUUACUGUCAAACAUUAAUAAAGCCUGACAUCAUCAUUACGAGUAUUGAUUGUACAAGACAAGCUAUGACUAUGCAAUAUCAGAGAGGGGUGAUAGCAUCAGGUGAGAAGACUAAACUCGAAAUAGCAGAAAAUGAGAGUAAAGAGGAAGCAUUUAUGAGAUUGCUGAGAGAAUUAGAGGUAUAUAAGUUUGCCAUAUGCAAUGUAGAAGUUGAAGAACUAAAAAAAAACUACCUAUCAGGCAAAUCCUAUACGCAAACUCAGUGAGUCAAUUUCUGGGAGCCUGCAAGAGAGACGAAUAUAUUAAAAAUUGCGUCAAAUUCAAAAAUCAAAGAACUGAUCUAUCGAUCAAAUUAA
This is a messenger RNA of Blepharisma stoltei, 1008 nucleotides long. The record is from the annotation of a GenBank genome assembly. Lineage: Eukaryota; Ciliophora; Heterotrichea; Heterotrichida; Blepharismidae.